UUUCUCAGACAUGUUAUGAUAACGUGUGUUGAACACUGGGAAACAGAAGAUAGUGUUCACCAGGGAAGUCUAACGACCCACUUUCUCUAUCAGAACUCUCCAUCAAAAUCUGACACGCUUUUUUUCUUGUCCUUUUUCUGAAACUCCACAUUCUCCACUAUAAACUCAAAAAGCAUGUGAAAGUUAACCCCACAACCACACUACUUUGAAAUCUUACUUCAUUAUGUACCCCUACACACCCCACUUUCAUAACCAUCAUUUUUCAUGCAACAACCACUGAUAUUAGUCUAUUAUAUUCAAAGAGUCUCACUUUAUUAAGCUGGAAUGUAUAACUAUUAUCAAGGUUAAAACUUUAUCUAUUUUCGGCUUAUUGACGGGUUCACUCUUGCUUCAAGAUGAUAUAAUUCUAUCCUGAUUUGGACAAAACUGUUUCGCUGUGCUAGCUGAGAAGAAAGGUAAGAGUGCUAUGAAUAUUUCUCAGACACAGAUACACACGCAUAGAGUUAUGUUAUGCAAGUUUCCUAGGCCUGUUUGAGGAGAAACACAUACAAAUUUCAGAAUGACAGUUUUUCUGAUGUUAAGUCUUCUUCACUAGCAUUGGAGAUUGAGUUGGUUGGUCAUCAUCAUAUUUUCAGCAAAAGAAUAAGGAAUGGGAGUUCAGCAGCCGCUUGGUGCUUUCCUCUUUCAAGUAAGUAUUGUUUUUGUCAUGUUUCUCAUUGUUAGCGCAUCUGAAGAGCACAAGAAAGCUAGAGGCAGACAUUCAAGCAGAAAGGACCAUAACUCGAAGAUGAGUCCUAGACUUCAGUUCGAGAUCACAUUACAUGGGCUUCUCUUGUGGGCUUCAAUGGCGUUCUUGCUGCCUGUUGGUAUACUAGUCAUCAGACUGUCCAACAGAGAGGGGAAUCGAAGAAGGCUUAGAAUCAUAUUCUAUGUUCAUGCAGCUUUGCAGAAGCUUGCGGUACUUCUUGCUACUGCAGGAGCAGUCAUGUCCAUAAAAAAUUUCAACAACUCCUUCGACAAUAGUCAUCAAAGAUUAGGGGUAGCAUUGUAUGGUAUUAUGUGGCUGCAAGUUCUAGUUGGUAUUUUUCGACCACAAAGAGGAUCCAAAAGAAGAAGUCUGUGGUUCUUUGCACACUGGAUAAUGGGAACUACAGUGUCAUUACUGGGUGUCCUGAAUGUAUUCAUCGGCUUACAAGCCUACCGAGAAAAAACAUCUAAAAGCAUAACAACUUGGAAUAUACUUUUCAGUGUUCAGAUAUGUUUGAUUGUGAUCUUCUACCUUCUUCAAGAAAAAUGGGUCUACAUUCAAAACCAAGGAGUGGUUUAAGACAACUGUGCAAGUAUUUGAAAGACAUAAGGGUACUGAUAGACGUGAAUUUCUCUCCAUGUAUGUUUCUGUUAGUUUCUUUUUCUACAGAAAAGGCACAGUCAUUGAAG
Molecule: messenger RNA, 1437 nt
Organism: Vigna radiata var. radiata (mung bean)
Lineage: Eukaryota; Viridiplantae; Streptophyta; Magnoliopsida; Fabales; Fabaceae
Product: cytochrome b561 domain-containing protein At4g18260
Exons: 4
Coding region: 650-1327 (225 amino acids)
Molecular function (GO): transmembrane monodehydroascorbate reductase activity
Source: RefSeq, a predicted model, not a curated record